AAUGACCCACACGAGGGACUUCACACGUGCCAGCAUCUGAACUCGCGCGUCUGCCCUUCUUGUCCGUGAAGCUGUAAGCUUUUGCCAUUUGCCUUUCCUUUGCCUCUCUCGCCAUUAUUCAUUCGCCACUUUCACCAACCGAACCUCAGUUCCAGCAACUGCACCAUGAGAAGAUUUUCUUCGACCAUCUUUCACUUCACAUCACAGGCUCAAUCUCUUCGCCUCGGCUCUCCUCCUCCAUCUCCUCUUACUUGACUCGAAUCUAUUUUGUGGUAUUCUCAGAUUUACCAGUGGGAUUGUUCGACGAUGGAGUCUUGUGAUUGCUUUGACACACAAUGGCCCGCUGAUGAACUUCUUGUGAAAUAUCAGUAUAUAUCAGACUUCUUCAUUGCCCUUGCGUACUUCUCCAUUCCUCUGGAGCUUAUUUAUUUUGUGCAAAAGUCUGCAUUCUUCCCAUACAGAUGGGUGCUAAUGCAGUUUGGUGCUUUUAUUGUUCUUUGUGGAGCAACCCACCUAAUAAACUUGUGGAUGUUCUCUAUGCACUCCAAAACUGUUGCUGUGGUGAUGACCAUCGCCAAAAUUUCUACCGCUGUGGUAUCAUGUGCAACAGCUCUGAUGCUUGUCCACAUUAUUCCUGAUCUGUUAAGCGUUAAAACUCGGGAACAUCUUCUAAAGAAUAAGGCUGAAGAGCUGGACAGGGAGAUGGGCCUUAUCAUGAAGCAAGAAGAAACUGGUAGGCAUGUUAGAAUGCUGACUCAUGAAAUUAGAAGCACGCUUGACAGACAUACCAUUUUGAAGACCACUCUUGUUGAGCUGGGUAGGACUUUAGGCCUGGAGGAGUGUGCAUUGUGGAUGCCAUCACGAACUGGUAUGACUCUGCAACUUUCUCACACACUAAGCAACCAAAUACCUGUUGGAAAAGAUGUGCAAAUAAACCUUCCUAUGGUUAACGAAGUCUUCAAUAGCGCGGAAGCAAUACGGAUACCAUAUUCAUGCCCACUUGCAAGGAUCAGACCAAUUGUGGGAAAAUAUGGACCACCUGAUGUUGUUGCUGUCCGGGUGCCUCUUUUACAUCUUUCUAAUUUCCAAAUUAAUGAUUGGCCUGAACUCUCUGCAAAAAGUUAUGCUGUGAUGGUUUUGAUUCUCCCUUCGGACAGUGGUAGAAAAUGGCGUGAACAUGAGUUGGAGCUUGUUGAAGUUGUUGCAGACCAGGUAGCUGUUGCUCUUUCUCAUGCAGCGAUUCUGGAAGAGUCUAUGCGAGCCCGUGAUCAGCUUAUGGAGCAGAAUGUUGCUUUGGAUCUUGCUCGACGAGAGGCAGAGACAGCAAUUCAUGCUCGCAAUGAUUUCCUAGCUGUUAUGAACCAUGAAAUGAGGACACCUAUGCAUGCAAUCAUUGCUUUGUCUUCAUUUCUUCUAGAGACUGAAUUAACUCCAGAACAAAGGGCAAUGAUAGAGACUGUAUUGAAGAGUAGCAACCUUUUGGCAACACUUAUUAAUGAUGUUCUAGAUCUUUCUAGACUUGAAGAUGGUAGCCUGGAACUAGAUAUUGGAACAUUUAAUCUUCAUGCGGUGUUGAGAGAGGUUGUUAACUUGAUAAAGCCCAUUUCAUCUAUAAAGAAGUUAUCAAUGACUUUGAUUUUGGCACCGGAUCUACCUGAGUGCGCAGUUGGUGAUGAGAAACGGCUUAUGCAAACUCUCUUAAAUGUUACGGGCAAUGCUGUGAAGUUCACAAAGGAGGGUUAUGUUUCGGUUAUCGCAUCUGUUGCAAAACCAGAAACUUUGAGAGACUGGCGGACCCCUGAAUUUUAUCCAGUGCCCAGUGAUGGCCACUUCUACUUAAGAGUGCAGAUCAAGGAUUCUGGCUGUGGUAUUACCCCCCAAGAUAUUCCACUCCUUUUUACCAAAUUUGCUCAAUCACGAAAUGGAUCUAAUCGAACUAACAGUGGUGUUGGCCUUGGACUCGCCAUUUGUAAACGGUUUGUAAGCCUCAUGGGUGGUCACAUUUGGAUUGAAAGUGAGGGGCCGGACAAGGGCUGCACAGUUACAUUCGUCGUCAAGCUCGGCAUUGGCAAUAAUCCAAAUGAACCAUCAGCGCAGGCAGCUGUACCAAGGGGUCGAACAAAUCACGGAAGUGCAGAUCUUGCCGGACAUAGACCGGUCUUUAGAGAGAAUGCUAGAGUUGCUUCCCCCUUCCCACGUUAUCAAAGGAGUCUUUAGAUGGCCCCCAAUGGAGCAGAUGAUCCGAGUGCCAAGGUAUGCAAGGACUUUACCUUCUUUUUUUGGAUGCCAUAAGAGGGUAGAAGCAAGUGGUAGUAUUUGUGGAAUCUCAGCAUCUGAUAAAGAGAAAACAAGGUUGGUUGAAGCAGAAUGUAAGAGCAAGAUGUUAAGCAAAAGCAACCUACGAAAUUAGUUAAUCAUGUCAUAUUUUUGUUGGAUGUUAA
Messenger RNA from Vitis vinifera (wine grape), 2441 nucleotides. Its product is annotated as probable ethylene response sensor 1. The record is from RefSeq and is a predicted model, not a curated record. NCBI's taxonomy places the organism in Eukaryota, Viridiplantae, Streptophyta, Magnoliopsida, Vitales, Vitaceae. The coding region runs from base 307 to 2217 and encodes 636 amino acids. Gene Ontology annotation, molecular function: protein binding; ethylene binding; phosphorelay sensor kinase activity. Gene Ontology annotation, biological process: phosphorylation; signal transduction. The transcript has 6 exons. Gene Ontology annotation, cellular component: endoplasmic reticulum.